Molecule: messenger RNA, 3635 nt
Organism: Branchiostoma floridae (Florida lancelet)
Lineage: Eukaryota; Metazoa; Chordata; Leptocardii; Amphioxiformes; Branchiostomatidae
Product: epithelial cell-transforming sequence 2 oncogene-like
Exons: 19
Coding region: 695-3586 (963 amino acids)
Molecular function (GO): protein binding; guanyl-nucleotide exchange factor activity
Source: RefSeq, a predicted model, not a curated record
CCAAAAAGUCAAGGACACUUUGGACUUUUCCGAGUGCUGUACCUUCUUUUCUUCCAUACUCAGUGUCUCUUUUACCAAGAGAAGUCCUAAUGUGGCUCCUAUCUACGCAGAAUUUGGAGAAAACAUUUCGCCGUCCGAGAUUUGCGGAAGUGACCUUCGGUGACCCGUUGUCCCAGCAGGUGCAUGCUGGGAUGUAAAUAGAACGAUUCAAGUUUUUCGUCGAAAAAUAAUACAUCGGGAUUCCUCUCUAUUUCAUACCCAGCUAACUAACUCCAAAGUUGCAGUUUUCAAUCUGAAAAGCUCGUCAAGAACGGAUCUGACGAGACUGUGCUGUAGAGCGUCCAUUGCCAUGGUAACGGGGCGGUUCAGACGCGGUAUCUAGGGGAGGGGAACGAACAUGGCGGCCCAUUGAAACAACAGUGAAGAUUGACAGGUGCUAUAUUAGGGGUGAUAAUCACUCCCGACGGCUUUUGUUUGUCGAAUUAUUGUGGUCCAAAACACUUGUGUACAUGUUCAACCUCCGGAUAGAAUUGAACGACUUCGGAAAGAGAGAGACGGCUGCUGUUUCGAGCUCUUUCCGGCGCUCAAGGAGUCUUAAGAAAUAAAGACUCGAAAAGUGAAAGUUUUGGCGGAUCUUAUAUCUUCAAGUCGCCUGUGGCAUUUUCUCAACUUCGCGACCACCUAGUCUGCAGACAUGAGCAGCCACUGGCGGAGGAGUAUGGGGGCCCGGACCCCGAGUCCUCCCGGCAAGAAGAUGGCCAAAGUCACCCCAACCCGGCGGCCCAGCAGCGCCAUGAGCUGGAGCGGACGGCCUUCCAGUCCGCUGAGGAAAAGUCCCACGCCUCGCGAUCAUGUCGGCUACAAACCCAAGUCAGUGAUCCUGCACCCCGAGGCGUACACCACAGACAGGAUGAUGACACUGAAGAGUGCCUACACACCCAUCGUGCACAGACCGUCCAAUCAUACGAUAUUCAAAGAGAGAAAAGACCUCAUUUGCAACUGGUUCGACGUGUGGACAGAUGCCCAGCGGAAGAAGUUCCUCGCCACCAUCCUGCUGAAAUGCACGCGCUCCCAGCUUCUCUUCAUCCGAGACUGGUUCGUGCAGGAGGUUCCCGUGGAGAGAAUGGACUUCACCACCGUCCUGCCGCGAUUCCUCUCCAUGUAUAUCUUCUCGUUUCUGGACCCUCGCAGCAUGUGUCGAGCUGCAGGCGUGUCCUGGCACUGGAAGUUUCUUACAGAACAGGACCCCCUGUGGAUCCCCAAGUGUGUAAAGUACGGCUGGUUCCUGCCUUACACCCCCAGUGAAAGGGAGUAUGGCUGUUGGAAGUACCACUACAUCGCCUGUACCAAAACACUGGACACUGUGGUCAAGAAUAAACCUUCGGACAACUACAACAGUUUUGGGUUCGGUGUGUCAGAAGAUGCCAGGGAGAAAGAGAUACAGAAGGACAACGAGAAGGCAAAAAGGAGAAAAACAAGGAAAUAUCUGCCAUCAGGAGGGCACUUCAAGGAAAAAGUUACCAUUCGUCCCCCCUGGGCCCCCACCGACCCCAAACCUAGGGAGUAUGAGGAAGCCUAUAAGGCCUUCCUGGCAGAGUAUAACCCCAAUGACCCCGACAGGGCGACCAAAGCGACACUCUACACAGAUAAGUUUGGGAUCCCACGCCAUAGUAGGUCCAAGACGGCACCGUCCAAGUUUGAAUAUGGUUUACAGUCAUCAUGGAGGAAACAGAGGCACAGAGCUGUUACUUCCGGAGAGGAGCUUGACCUUAGAAGAGAGUCCCAGGCCAUGACCUUGACUGAGAGCGUACAUAUGGAGAACUACAAUGAUACAGGGGGUUCUAUAGAACAGGACUGGGAACCACCCAGCACCAAGGAGAUGCACAAGAGCCUGUUCAGAAAGGACCUGUCUGGAGGAGGGCCAUACCCAGCGGUGUACAAGGGUGGGACAGACCUGGUCCCCCUGGGUAAGAACUACCCCGGCCACGCUAACCCACGGGUCGUCUUCAUCUCAUCCCGGAUCCCAGCUGCAGAGGUGUUGGUAGAUGCUGUGCUGUUUGGCUGUAUCCCCAUCGUGUAUGAGUUUGAGGGGACGACUCUGGUGUCUCUGUAUGAGAGGCUGGAGGAGGCACUGCAGGGGCGGCAUGCCAAGAGUAUCGGCCUGUUUGUGGAUGGGGAGCCAGGAGAGGCAAAUCUGGUCAAAGGUAAGAUCUUGAGAAACACCUGCCAAUGUCAGUUGGUGUUUGAUGUUCUGGACUUGGGAGACCUGAAGAGAUUCCAGGACGUUAUUUACACCAUCCGGGAGGGGCUGGUGGCCAUGCAGGUGGAUGAGAUCACCAAACCGCUGGAGUUUCUGGGCAGAUAUCUGCUGGACCGUGCAAGUGGUAAGACGACGGUGCACCCCACCGCGGGCAGGGCUCUGGAGGGAGGAGGAGAUGCUACAGACACCGUUGGCAUGGAAACGCUCAGUUUGACCAACAGACCUGAGAAGGUUGAAAAUGACACGAUGUUGCAGUCGGCAUUCAAACCUGUGAGCACAGUAGCCCUGCAGGACCAUCCUGACAAGAGGACCCAGGUCGCUCACGAGCUCCUGUCCAGCGAGGUCAGGUACUGCAAGCUUCUGCAGGCCAUGAGGGACGUGUUCGUGAUCCCGCUCAGAAAUGCUCUCUCUUCUAACAAAGCCAUCAUCAGUGCACCCAACAUCCAAGACAUCUUUGGGAAUGCCUUGCAACUCCUUGAACUGUCUAAGGAGCUGGUAGAGGAUGUGAAGGGGAGGAUCUCAGAAUGGGGACCUCACCAGUGUCUGGGAGACGUCUUCUUCAAGUUCACCAUCAAGCUAAAGGCUUAUUCCAACUACUUCAACAACUAUGAGCAAUCCCUUAGGUGUAUAGAGAAGUGCAUAGAGCAGACGCCUGGUUUCCGCACCUUUGCGCGGCGCUACAGCAAGACUCCGCAGAUGAAGAUGCUGUCUCUGCAGGAGGUUCUGCUGGCCCCGACGCGCCGCAUCACGGAGUACAUCACGCUGCUCUGGGAGCUCCACCACAAAACCACGCCCGACCAUCCCGACAGGGAGGACAUCACCUCCGCUAUAGCCAACUUCAGGAAACUGGAGGAAUACGUCAAGGAGCUGAAGGUAAAGUCGGAGCGCGACCGUCGGCUGAUCGCCCUGCAGAAGCGGAUCCUGCGCUGCCCGAUGCUGCUCGAGGCAAACCGGUUCCUCAUCCGGGAGGAGGUCUUCGCUCACCUGAUACCCGCCAAGGACGAGGUGCAGCCGGAACUCAGGAUCUACCACCACGUCCAGAACCUUGGGUUCUUCCUCUUCAAUGAUGCGCUCGUGGUCACCGUCUUCACCACCAAGCACUUUCCCUUCGAGCGCUGCAUCCAGGAGAACCACAACUUCUUUGCUAGCAUCUCGCUGAACCGCAUCCAGGUCAGCGACAUCCCGGACUCCAAGUUCGUGAGAAACGCUUUCAAGAUGGUGACACCGAAGAGGAAAUGGGUCUGUGCGGCGGAAACGUACGAACUGAAGUUCAGCUGGAUAACUGCCCUGCAGGAUGCAAUACAGGCUGCUAUUGAGUUGGAAUAGAAUUUCAACCCAGACAUUUUUUCUAGAAAAGUAUAUUCUUUCUUUUUUU